This is a messenger RNA of Sinocyclocheilus grahami, 855 nucleotides long. Its product is annotated as transcriptional regulator Kaiso-like. The transcript is spliced from 3 exons. NCBI's taxonomy places the organism in Eukaryota, Metazoa, Chordata, Actinopteri, Cypriniformes, Cyprinidae. The coding region runs from base 160 to 855 and encodes 231 amino acids. The record is from RefSeq and is a predicted model, not a curated record. Gene Ontology annotation, molecular function: DNA-binding transcription factor activity, RNA polymerase II-specific; RNA polymerase II cis-regulatory region sequence-specific DNA binding; protein binding. Gene Ontology annotation, biological process: regulation of transcription by RNA polymerase II.
GCAGACUCCUGUCGGCUGCUGGAGGAGAGACGGGCUCGUCUCAGACUGGAAGGAACUCGAGCUCCGUUGUGUUGUCCACGGCAGCCGACACACGUUAUCGCUGUCGUUAUUGUUUCUCAGCAGAGGGAAUCGUGGAUUCUAACGGGUCGUUCUGCAGGUAUGUCGAAACUAAAGCUAAUAUCUGCAGCAGACACUCAGUACCCAGCAUCACUGUUGAGGUCCAUCAAUGAUGAGCGACACAGCGGUUUAUUCUGUGAUGUCUCCAUAAUCGUGCAAGACCGCAAGUUCAAGGCGCACAAAUGCGUGCUGUCUGCCUCCAGUACCUAUUUCCAUCAGCUUUUCUCAGUUGCUGGACAAGUUAUAGAGCUGAACUUCAUCAAGGCAGACAUAUUCGAUGUGAUCUUGAAUUACAUAUACACGUCUAAAAUCUACAGAGUUCGAUCAGACAGACUUGAGGAUCUCAUCAGCGCCGGUCAGGCUUUGGGCGUGACGUUCAUAGCCAAUUUAGGAACGCCGCUCGCCCAAGUCAAAGGAUUACCGGGCCUGUCCAAAGAAAGUGACAACAACAGCAUCAGCUCCUCUGAGAAGAAUGAGACCGGAGGUGAGAAUAUGCCAAUCAUUACUGAGACGUUCUCACUGUCUGCUGAAGAAUUCAACAUGGCGUGCGGUAAUACGGAAAAGGAAGUGGACUCGGACAGCGAUGAUGUUCUUUUCGUCUCAAAAACAGAGGCUCCUCAAGCUCAGAAGACCAAGAUAUCAGAUGUUAAUGACAAAGCAGGAGGGCCAGAGGCUAAAAAACAAAAAAGUCAGAUAGGCCUCGCGCUGCCGCCGAACCAGGAAGGAGAGUUGAAUUGA